This is a messenger RNA of Pygocentrus nattereri (red-bellied piranha), 3965 nucleotides long. Its product is annotated as exostosin-1c. Gene Ontology annotation, cellular component: membrane. Gene Ontology annotation, molecular function: glycosyltransferase activity. The transcript has 13 exons. The coding region runs from base 1329 to 3542 and encodes 737 amino acids. The record is from RefSeq and is a predicted model, not a curated record. Lineage: Eukaryota; Metazoa; Chordata; Actinopteri; Characiformes; Serrasalmidae.
GUUGCGUGGAUGAUGGAAAACGGGCAAAAUACGGCCCCGGGAGCUGCCGCUCCGACUCACCGAGCGCGAAUUCGGGGCUUUUUUCUCGGUGUGGACGGCGAAGGGGGACAGUGAGUGAUGCGUGUGUGAUGUGUGGACUGCGGUGUGUGAGCUGUAGUGGAGGGGCGAGCGCCGCGCGGAGUGGAUGGACGAGGUGCUACCGCUGGAGAACAGAGGGGGGAAAUCGCCUGCCUUUGGGUUAUUAUGGAGAAAAUGCGCCUCCGUCUUCGCGGCGACGGCGGGCGGGUUUCUGAAACGACGCGUGAUUUUUAGAGCCUCGCGCUCGGAUAGCAGCGCACGCACGUGAGCGCAACCUGAACCUCACCACCAAGGGCACCGCGACCAUUGUAGACUGCCCAUAUUUCAUAAGCAUAAGCUCUGCAGCCUCCGGUGUUUGUCCGAAGAGGUGGACGGCGCUGGAACAUAACAGAGUCUCCACAGAGGCGCCUCGUGUAGGGGGGGGGGCGGUGGGAUGCGAGGAGCCCGUGCGUUUCUGCUUUAAGUGAUAAAUGGACAGAUGUAAAAGAAGGCGGAGGAUGCAAUAAACAUAUAGAUAAUUAAUUAAUAACACGCCGUCAGCCGCGCGUUACCUGAAGCCGUCAGUGUGUGUUACGGCGGAGCGAAGGGAGGGCGGGGCUGGAGAGCGCGUGGCUGUCGAGUGUGUGUGUGUGUGUGUGUGUGUGUGUUAGUGAGUGAGAGAGAGCGAGAGAGAGAGAGAGAAGCUCCUGCUGGGGCGGUAAAGAGAGUGUCCGCCGUCCACAGUGGAGGGAUUCACUAGCAGGGAUAGUGGCAAUCACCAGCAGUGGUCAGUGGACUGAACACUUCUUCAUCACAUAAAGGAAACCUCCAGUGGACAACAGAGCGAAGACUUACAGAGAAGAGGCUGAGAAGGAUGUGAGCGUCUCGGGGCCAUCGUGGAGGAGCACAGGCUCCACGGACAGGAAAGCGCUGAAGCACUCAGUGAGCCAUGAGGAGAGCACGACUGGAAAGAGAGAAGAAAUCUCCCUUUAUCACUUUCAGUGGACAACAAGACGAGGAAUACACACUGCUACUGCUGCAACAGCAGGCUGGAGCUGGACUGUAGGCAGAGGAACACUGAGAAAAAAAAUAGGGAAGAGGCAGAGAGGAAAGGAGUGAGAAUCGUAGCUUCUAAUGGACAAGCAGACGGGGCAGCAAUGCUGGUGCUUGGCCCCCUGCCCACCUCAAGCUAUGCUUUGGCCUCUGCGCCUUGUUGAAGCUCCCAGCCGGGCCCUGGAGAGCUGAAGGGCGCGCACGAGAGAGCCGGUCCCAUGCAGGCACGCAAGAAGUACGUGCUGCUGGGCUUGUGCACGUGCUGCUGGCUGCUGCUCUUCUACUGGGGUGGCCUGCAGGAGCGGCUCCUGGCCCUGCUGACCCGCCGGCGGGGCGAGGUGGUGCGGCCGUGGCCGGACUGGCUGGAUCGGGCCCUUUUGCCAGGCUACGCAGAGAAUGCAGAGCUGCAAAAUGGAGGGGGGCCUGGAGAGUCGCCCCGGCAACGCCGACAGGCCUGGGCCAGCAUCUACAAGAAUAGCCACUGCCGGAUGGACACAUGCUUCGACUUCGGCCGCUGCCGGGGACGGGAUGGGUUCAGGGUGUACGUGUACCCGCCCGAGAAGGGUGAUCGGGUGUCGGAGAGCUACCGUAAAAUCCUGGCUUCAGUGGCUGAGUCCAGGUAUUACACAUCAGACCCACGUGAGGCCUGCUUAUUCGUGCUGGGCAUUGACACACUGGACAGGGACCAGCUGUCAACACAGUUCGUGCCCAACGUGGACGAACGCAUCCGCGGCUACCCACUAUGGAACGACGGACGCAAUCAUGUCAUCUUCAACCUAUACUCGGGCACCUGGCCCAACUAUACGGAGGACCUGGGCUUCAAUGUGGGCCAAGCCAUCCUGGCCAAGGCCAGCCUGAACACAGAGCACUUCCGGCCAGGAUUCGAUGUCUCCAUUCCCUUGUUUUCCAAAGACCAUCCGCAGAAGGGUGGCGAGCGAGGCUGGCUGCUGCGUAACACCGUGCCGCCCAGGCGGAAAUACCUACUCAUGUUCAAAGGGAAGCGCUACUUGACAGGCAUUGGUUCGGACACUCGGAACGCACUGCAUCACAUUCACAAUGGCAAGGAUAUUGUCUCCCUAACAACGUGCAAGCACGGCAAGGACUGGGAGAAGCACAAGGACGCGCGCUGCGACCAUGACAACCAGGAGUAUGAGAGGUUCGACUAUCAGGAACUGCUCCACAACUCCACCUUCUGCCUGGUUCCUCGUGGACGACGUCUGGGAUCCUUUCGUUUCCUGGAGUCAUUGCAGGCUGCCUGUAUCCCAGUGUUGCUCAGCAACGGCUGGGAGCUGCCCUUCUCUGAUGUCAUCCAGUGGAACCAGGCAGUUAUCGAGGGAGACGAGAGAUUGCUGCUACAGGUGCCCUCCACAGUGCGGGCCGUGGGCGUUGACCGGGUGCUGGCUCUCAGGCAGCGCACUCAGAUGCUUUGGGAGGCUUACUUCUCCUCAGUGGACAAGAUUGUUCUCACCACUUUAGAGAUCAUCAAGGAUAGAGUAUACGCCCACAUCUCCCGGAACAAGUUCAUGUGGAAUGCCCUGCCUGGGGGUCUUGUGGUGCUGCCAGAAUAUUCGACUCAUCUGGCCCACUACCCUUUCUACUACCUGAACCUCGGCAUCAGCCCUGGCCAGGAGUUUACUGCAGUCAUCCAUGCCGUCUCUCCUCUAGUGUCCCAGUCUCAGCCAAUCAUGAAGCUCCUCCAGGUGGUGUCCAAGUCAAAAUAUUGCUCCCAGAUCAUCAUUCUGUGGAACAGUGAGAAGCCGCCCCCUCACCGGAGCAAAUGGCCACCCAUGCCAGUGCCACUCGUGGUCACAGAUGGCAGAAGGAAAACAAGUAGCCGUUUCCUGCCCCACGUCACGAUCGAGACCGAAGCAGUGCUUAGCCUGGAUGAAGACACAGUGCUACUGACUAGUGAGGUCAACUUUGCCUUCCAUGUCUGGCAGAGUUUCCCUGAGAGGAUUGUGGGAUAUCCUCCCAGAAGUCAUUUCUGGGACCCUGUGAAGAAAAUCUGGGGCUACACCUCCAAAUGGACUAAUGAAUACUCAAUUGUGCUGACAGGAGCAGCCUUCUAUCACAGGUAUUACCAUUACCUGUUCUCUCAUUACCUGCCCCCCUCAUUACGGGCGCUAGUGGACCGUACCUCAAAUUGUGAGGACAUCCUGAUGAACUUCCUGGUGUCGUCCGUGACACACCUGCCACCCAUUAAAGUGGCCCAGAGGAAGCAGUAUAAAGAUAUGCCUGGCCCACAGAGCACGAACAUGGCUCCGUGGGCAACCCCUGAGCACUUUAAUCAAAGGCAAGACUGUGUCAACACCUUUGCUAGCUGGUUUGGCUACAUGCCCCUGGUGCACUCUCAACUUCGCCUGGACCCUGUUCUCUUCAAGGACCACGUGUCUGUCCUGCGCAAGAAGUACAAAGACCUUGAGCGAGCCUGAGUCAGAUAGGCCCUCGAACAAUAAGCCUGGACAGCGAAAAAAUGUUGACUGACAGUGUCCCUCAUUGAGUGGUCUCAGGAUUCUGCAGAAUGUGAUGGUGAGCCUGUGCCCAGAGUGCCUGAGGGAAUCAACCAACGGACAAAAAAAGAAAGGGGUCUUCCCCCCCAAUCUACCUGUGACUGGAUCUUCAUUUUGGGCGGACAGCACAAUAAAAAAAGCUUCAUCCAAGUUGUGAAUGCUUGGUAAAGCUAUUUAUUGCACCAGCUGCCGCUUCAUCGUUGGAGAGUUCUGACAUUAGCACCUAGAAAGAUGCUAAUUGUAUCAUGGACUAACACAUUACAGUGUGCCAGAGGGGUCACAAAAGGAUUGACUCAAAUCAAUGAAGUUGUAACUAUAUGACCAAUAAAACAUUUCUGAAAUGCA